AUGCCUCGUCCACAUCAAGUACCAAACCCACCACCUCGUCUGUUCUUUCCCGGACCAAAUCCUUCUGUGCCCCAGCCCGCCAACCCAGACUACCGCAAAUCGGCACUUCAUCAAGCCCAUUUGCGUAGCCCCGUUCUUGUUCCGAAGACGCCUGACACCUCGAUUUCUCCCGUAUCUAACGAACACUACCGUCGCGUUGUCGGCUUUGCUCUUCCGCCUUACCGGCUGGCAGUCAAGCCUGUUCAAGAAAUUUCUUUUCAACUAACGCCCCAAGCGAUUGGACGACUCCUAAAGGUCAAAGUGGGCGCCAACGGCGACCCUCCAGCUGGCGAGGUCGACGUCAACUCCAUCACCCUGAGACUUAGGUGUUGCGAAGUCGCGCCGUCUCAACCCCUCCCCGCCGAGAACAAAUGGGUCCUCCUCGACGGCAGCUGGCCGAUGCAGGCCUACUUCACAGUCAACCAGAAUCCGCUCGAGCCAAGACGCAAACUCCAUCAUGGCAAAUGCCUCCCUAUCGACAUCACACGUUGCGUUAGUGCGGAUUCGAACAAACUCGUUGUGAGAAUCAAUCGAUCAAAGUACGAUAAAUCGCCCUUCAACUACGCAGUCGCUAUCGAGGUCGUCGGUUUUACCACUGGUAACAGUAUUAAAGAGGAUUGUAUGAAGCGUCUUAUUCCUAGCGAGCAGGUUCUGGAUGCCAUCAAAAAGUCUCUAGUCAGUAAUGACGAUGAUCUUGUCAUGCAGUCGAACUUCACUCUGCAACUCUACGAACCCUUUUCCAACGCCAAAAUCUUCGACCUUCCAGUUCGUAGUCAAGACUGCAUGCACAAGCAAGCUUUCGACCUUGACGUUUUCUUGGAAACUCGACUCGAGCAAAAGUCACAGUCGCGUAAAGGGCGCAUAAGCAAGAUUGACGCAUGGAGAUGUCCCAUCUGCAGAGCCGACUCCAGACCACAGAGAUUGGUAGUCGAUGGAUUCUUAAUGGCAGUCCGUGAGAGUCUUGCCGCAAGGAGCAUGCUAAAGACGCGUGCUAUCAACGUCGAAAGUGACGGCUCUUGGACGCCCGUACAUGAAGCUCUCGAUGAAGAGAGUGAAGAUGAGGCAACCCCAGCACCAAAGAAGAACAUCGAAAUCAUCGAAAUUGACGAUUAG
Messenger RNA from Aureobasidium namibiae CBS 147.97, 1152 nucleotides. RefSeq lists its product as uncharacterized. Lineage: Eukaryota; Fungi; Ascomycota; Dothideomycetes; Dothideales; Saccotheciaceae. Gene Ontology annotation, biological process: protein sumoylation. Bases 1 to 1152 code for a protein of 383 amino acids. The transcript has a single exon. The record is from RefSeq and is a predicted model, not a curated record. Gene Ontology annotation, molecular function: zinc ion binding; SUMO ligase activity.